GAAAAACCCACCAGGCGCCACAAAGGAAUUUCCCAGCAAGUCGAAAGUAUAUUUUGCAGUUAUUCAAUUGCAUAACUUAUUAAUAAAUGGUUGUUUAUGAUAAUUUGUAAAUAUAUAGAUAUAUACCAAGAGAGGUGGAUGAGAUAGGAGGACAAAUUACAGUCUGUGGGUGCACAUGUCCUUAAUUAAUCAAAGAUGGCUGCUGCAGGAAAUUCUGGGAAUACAACAAACACAUUAAUGCAGAAAAUAGAUGGAGAAUUAAUCUGCGGAAUUUGUCUUGAAUUGUUUAGGUCGCCAGUUAUGUUACCAUGUGGUCAUAACUUCUGCAAGGAGUGUGUAUAUGGUAUCAUUGAAAAUGGAAUGUCCUUUAGUUUUAUCAGUAUUGGACCACCACAUUCAUUUAACUGUCCAAUUUGUCAGGCCAUAAUUAACAUAAAUAAAGUCACAAAUGAAGGUUUGAUGUCAAAUAUAGCUUUGGAGAAUAUAGUGACCUUGUAUAAAACUUGUUCGCCUGUCGAUAUAUUUGACAGUGCAUGGAAUGCAGACCUUGUAGUGACACCAAGCACAUGCAAAGUGCACGAGAAACCUCAGGACAGGUUCUGUGACAGCUGUAGUGUUUCGAUUUGCCAAAUAUGUGAGAAAACGGAGCAUCGGUCUUCCAAAGCAAAACACAGAGUAGCGUCUUUGAAAAGUGUAGCAGUAUCUUAUCAGACCGAGUUAGCAGACGUUUUGACAGACUUGAAGAAGAAAUUGCUACCACUGAACGAUAGAAUUCGUCAACUGGAAGAUAUACUAGGUGCAAUACAGGGUAAUCAAGAACAUGUUAGUAAGAAAUUGGAUCAGCAGAUGUCUGCAGUGAUGUCACUGAUACGACAGCAACAGGAAGAAUUAAAGCGUACUCUAGAGAAUGAAAUGCAAGCCAAGCAACAACCAGUUACUGCAGAACUUGAAGAAUGUCGUGCCAUAAAAACAAAUGUACAAGAAUUGAUGAAAAAACUGUCCUGCAUUCGUCAGACAAAAGACCCUACACUUCAAUUAAAGUUAAUGAAGGACACGUGUAGACAGUUGACAACUGUCCUUUGUUUUGACAUCACUAUGUGCCUACAGAACCCACAUGUUUCGGACAGCAGUAUUUCCGCCUGGGACCUUGACACUCAUCAGAUUAUCAACAGUAUUACUGAGCUGAACUGGGAACAUGAUGCAGCAGAAGCCAGAAAAGCAGAGUGUAAAGAUACAGGCAUACAGACAGAAAGUAUGCAAUUUGAUGAGGUAACUGGAGCUGAAAAGGUUGAAACCAUGAAGCCUUUGCAAAGCACUUCUUCUAAACAAGCUAGGGGAGAUAAUCUGCCUAAACUUAACAAGAAUAGUAUAGAGAGAAAAACAAGUUCUAGUCAAGAAUCUGAGUUACCCUAUCCAGUUUCAUGGUCACCAGAGCGAAAAAGACCAAAGGAAAUGGCAUUUGAUGAGAUUGAUGGGGAUUUUCCUGUUGAUGCUGCUGUAGAGGUUGUUCGUAACAAUGAUGAUGAUGAUGAUGAUGGUUUAAAUGAACAACUUAAAAGUCUAGAAGUUACAGAGAGUAAAAGAACGAAAGGACGCAGCAGUUUUCCUAUGGACAGUAUGCCUAAUUUGAAAAAUAAAAAUGUUAACGAAAAACCUAAAACUUCAGCAAACAAAACAAAAAAGAGCUAUUCAGACAGAGACUUAAACAGGGGAGAAAAUUCACUCUCCAACAGCCCAACCAAUGCUGAAGCUCUGGCUAAAUUUGUGGCUCGGAGAAGAACAAUGUCUCCAUCAGUGUCUACGCCUUCUUUAAAAGCUCUGGACAGGGCCACAAGUGACCAAAGAUUAAAUGAAGAAUCAAAUGCAGGAACCAGAAAAAAUGCUUCAUCACCUGCAUUAAAAUCUUUAAGUAAAAGUUUUUGUGAAAAAGACCAUAAACAAGACCAAGAUUUAAGUAGGCCAUUCCCUCCUUUAAAGUCUGUUUCAGAGAAACCAGUGAGUAGGAAAGAAGAUGCACAGAGUUCAGAUCCUACAAGAACAGCUGCUAAAACAGAUGUUGCUGAUACUAAAGUUACUGAGAAGUUGCCUGUUAAUACAGAAGAAACUGUCAGAGAAAAUAAAACUGAAAUAUCAAUCACUCAACCUGAUGUCGUUUCCAUGGAAGAGUUAACCAUUUCUCAUCAUCCUAAACCAUUUUCAAAGCAACCAAUAGGAAUGAAUCUAGAUUUACAUUUAGGUCUUGGGGCUGAUACAGAAAAUGAACCUAAAAGAGUUACAGAAGUGUAAUCUUGUAAUGCAUGUAUUUGUUUUAAAUGUAAGCUUGUAUGCCAAAAUAAUUUAUCAUUUGUUUUUAAAAUUUUAUUGUGAUAGCUUAAAGCUUUUUAAACAUAUUUAUUAUUGCUUUUGAACCAAAAGAAAAAUAUGACUGUGUUUUUCAGCCAGUGCUUUAGCAACUGGCUAUAGCUCUAAAUCAACUACCAAGUUAUAACCUGGCGUCGUUAGAGUUUUUCUUCUAUUAUUCUGGAUGUGUAAAAUAUAGUCCCAUAUUUAUUUUUUAUAAUCUUGGUAUUGUGUGAGUUUGUGAGCAACUGAGGACUACUGUUUUAAACAACAGAAACAAAAACAAGCAGCAACAGAUUCUAGAAUAACUAUUAACUUUAUAUUCACAUUCGAUAUAUUCGGAAUCACUCCGCUCUAGGGUUAGGUGUUAGAGUUGAAAUUGGCCCCACCCUGGGGCAAACUUAGUUUUACAUAGAGUUGUAUAGGGAAAACCUUUAAAAAUCUUCUUGUCUUGAACCACAAUGCACAGAGUUUAGCUAUUUGGCAUUUAGCAUUGUCUAGUGGACCUCUGCCAACAUUGUUCAAAUUAUGACCAGUCUAUGCACAAUGAAAUGUUUAUUCUUCAGGUGUAUCGGUUGAAAUAUCACUCAAUAACCACUGGCUAUCAGUCCUUUCAAGGCUUUGAUUAUUUUAUGCUUUUCGGUAAAAUACUGGGAAUUUUGAGGGACAUAUAAUCUAUUUCAUAUUCACAGAAAACAAACAAAUAUCAUCUACAUACAAAUGGUAUUUAAGGAGAACUUCUUAAAGUCAAUGGAUUGGGUUCAAUGCAGUUUAGAGUUUUAUUUUGUAAACUGGAAAAAGGUGAAUAACUCUUACUUGUAUAUUUGAUAAAAAGAAUGCCUCUUUUUGUGCAUAGAAAACUUUUAUACAGUUAAAACUUAUAUCUCUACAAUAAAUUUAUCUAAGUCUGGUGUUAUGUC
Molecule: messenger RNA, 3260 nt
Organism: Mercenaria mercenaria
Lineage: Eukaryota; Metazoa; Mollusca; Bivalvia; Venerida; Veneridae
Exons: 7
Coding region: 196-2286 (696 amino acids)
Molecular function (GO): zinc ion binding
Source: RefSeq, a predicted model, not a curated record